AUGAAGUUCAACGCCGCUCUCAUCGCCGCCGUCGCCGCCGCCGCCACCGCCCACGGUGCCGCCGCCGCCACCGCCCACGGUGCCGCCGUCGAGGCCGACGACUUUUCGGAUCUCGACGCCUUUGUCGGCAACAUCCCUACUGACGCUCUCCAAGCCGCGCAGUCGUCCAUUGCCGCGGGCGUCCAGCCCACGCCCGACGCCACCGAGGCCACCACCCCCGCCGAGACGUCCCAGGUCGCCGCCAUCGUCAACGCCGACGACGGCCUGCCCUCCGAGGAGGACAUUGACAAGCUCAUCGCCAGCGCCGACGCCCAGUUUGGCAACCCCGGCGACAACAAGGGCCUGCCCGCCCCUCCCGCCGCUGCCACUGCCGCUCCCGAAGCCAACGCCAACGCCGCGCAGGCGACGCCGCGCGACGCUGACCAGCCCGCCCCCGAGGUCCUCGCGGCGAUCAACGGCGUCGUGGCCUUUGCCAAGGCCGCCGCGGCGACUGGCACUGCUCCGGGCUAUGGCUCCGUCACGGCCACCGGCGGCGCGGCCACGGCCACGGGCCUGGUGGUGGAUAACAGCGGCAACGGAACUGCUCCUACCCCCAACCAGGUCUGGACGGCGGCCGCUGCGCCUCGCCAGGCCGUCGGCGGCCUUGCUGUCGCUGGCAUGAUUGCCGCCUACUUUUUGUAA
Molecule: messenger RNA, 681 nt
Organism: Beauveria bassiana ARSEF 2860
Lineage: Eukaryota; Fungi; Ascomycota; Sordariomycetes; Hypocreales; Cordycipitaceae
Exons: 1
Coding region: 1-681 (226 amino acids)
Source: RefSeq, a predicted model, not a curated record